Messenger RNA from Entelurus aequoreus (snake pipefish), 1793 nucleotides. RefSeq names its product spindle assembly abnormal protein 6 homolog. Bases 214 to 1581 code for a protein of 455 amino acids. The transcript has 14 exons. Gene Ontology annotation, biological process: centriole replication. The record is from RefSeq and is a predicted model, not a curated record. Gene Ontology annotation, cellular component: centriole; centrosome. NCBI's taxonomy places the organism in Eukaryota, Metazoa, Chordata, Actinopteri, Syngnathiformes, Syngnathidae.
GUAUAGCUCGGUUGGUAGAGUGGCCGUGCCAGCAACUUGAGGGUUCCAGGUUCGAUCCCCGCUUCCACCAUCCUAAUCACUGCCGUUGUGUCCUUGGGCAAGACACUUUACCCACCUGCUCCCAGUGCCACCCACACUGCUUUAAAUGUAACUUAGAUAUUGGCUUUCACUAUGUAAAAGCGAUUUGAGUCACUAGAGAAAAGCGCUCUAUAAAUGAAAGCACAGCUCCGCAUCUCCGUUGAGCUUCAGAAGCGGCAAAGUCCAGUUCACAAAGGAGAUCUUCUUGUGAGGUUGACGGAUGACGUGGAUGCAUGUUUUCUCUACAGCCUCCACAUUUCAGAGGAAGAUUUUCAAAGUUUAAAAGCGCAGCAGAGAAUUCGGUUGGAAUUCACAUCGUUCCCCGACAUGCUCAUUGAGUAUUUUAAUGAAUGUCGGUCCGAGCAGAAGUCCAGCCAUCCCAGGUUCCAGCUGCUUCUUUCUAGUGACUCUGUCGCACUCCAAGGCCCCGCCAACUUGUGUGUAAUGGAGAGAUGUUCCUACCAAGACACGGACCGCCUGACCCUGAGGCUCAAGCCAGGCUCAGACAGAGAAGUCAAUGAGUAUCUGGCCGCAUCUCUGACAUCUCUCAAGAGCCGACUAGAGAAGCAGAAGCUGGAGCUGAGCCACAAGCUGGAGAGCGAUCGCCAGCAGUUUCAAACACGCCUGGCAGAACUGGAGAAAUCCUGCCAGGACCUGACGCAAGGGAGGUACAAAGACGAGUCGGCCAACAACGAGCUCAAAUGCAAGCUGGAGGGUGCCAAGCAGGACUGUGGAUUGUGGCAGCAGCAUUGUCGGCACUUCAAGCAGCACGUGGCGUCUCUAAAGAAGGAGAACCACUUUCUCCACACAACCCUCCACGAGAAGGAGUGUCUGGCCAACCAGCUCCAGAUGAGGGUGGGCGAUCUGGAGCAAGACAUUAAGACCAAGGAUCAGCAGGUGGUCCAUACCAGCGAGGCGCUCGAGCCCACCAAGCAGCAGAAGGAGUGUGUAGAAGAAAAAGCAGAAAGUAAAGAACAUGAAAUCCAGAAACUUGAGGAGGAGGUGACAUCUUUGAUAUACAACAUGAAUAAGGGCUACUACAUCAUCGAUAAGUUUAUGGAUGAAGAGCAAAAGUAUAGACAUGAGGUGCGAACUCUGGUGGUCAAACUCCAGGCCAAGGACUUUGAGCUGAAGAAACAGCAGAAGAUCCUCCAGGAGACCCAGGCCAAACUUGAGCACACUGAAAAAGACCUCCAUGAGACUCAGCAGCAGCUCUCCAGCAAGGACCAGCAGGUUGAAAAGCUUGAAAAGCAGCUGAAUGAGAGUAAAGACUUGCUGCAAACCAACAAGAACGUCAUCAGUUGGCUCAACAGGCAGCUACAUGAGAAGCAGAUUGCAGAGAUGCCACACCUUCCAGAACCUUUGGAGAGUGCGUCUGCGCUGUCGUCCGCUGGACUACAGACGCAAUUCUAUCCUCAAACCUCCAAAGCGGCGUCCUCUGACCUAGAUGCAGUUCCUAAGCACACACAAUCUGCAGGUCUGGACCCCAAAUGUUUCAGGUGAUCGGACAGCAUUCCAGUCUACGGCCUUCCAGCCAGUCUGCCUCCCAGAGAGUCCCCACCUAAACGGAACACAGCACCUGUGCCAUCAACAUAUUUCCCUUCCUAAGCUUUAUUUAUUUAUUUAUUUAUUUAUUUUAAUUCAAUUGUCAUUGUUCCUGUGUUUUGUAUUUUAACUUUAAUAAACAACAAAUUACCUAAUUUUGCUGUCAUAGU